CGCCAAAAAAACAAAACAAAAAAAAAAACCUACGCAUUUUCACUCCGUUAUAGAUUUGUUUACGGACAGUUUCAACCAGUGAAAUACUUUGUCCAAACCGAUUAACCGAACUUCGCAGAAUUGUUGCCAUUGCUGGACCACGUGUGUUUAACUAACUAGACCAAAACUUCGAUGAAACCCGGUUUGAGCUCCGCAUAAAAAAAAAAAAGUUGGGUUCUUGUAUUAAAGGCUGAAUUUGCGUUGAUUUUUGAUUUUCUUCUUCUUUGGUUGGAGUAAGCUGAAGUUAUGUUGUUUUAAUCAGGCACGUGGUCUGGUCGGUUGCACGCACGAGACCGUCCGCGAGGCAAAGAGUGACAGCAGGUCGAAGCCGAUGGAGCUGGAAGAGUCCGGGAUCGGGGAAGAGUGCGGUGUUUUCGGCUGCGUAGCGGCCGGAGAAUGGCCCACACAGCUGGAGGUGGCUCAGGUCUUAACUCUGGGACUCGUGGCUUUACAACACAGGGGCCAGGAAAGUGCCGGAAUUGUCACAAGUAAUGGAGCAAGUCCACCCACAUACGUGACAUUGAAGGGAAUGGGAUUAGUGAGUACUGCCUUCACACAUGAGGCUCUUCUGAAGCUGCGCAGUGGUAACCUUGGCAUUUGUCACACACGCUAUUCAACCAGUGGAAUGUCAGAGCUGCAGAACUGCCAGCCCUUUGUGGUGGAUACACUCCAUGGCAAGAUUGCUGUAGCACACAAUGGAGAGCUGGUUAAUGCUCAUGCCCUGAGGAAAAAGGUAAUGCGCCAUGGUGUUGGUUUGUCCACCAGUUCAGAUAGUGAACUUAUAACCCAGCUGCUGGCGCUUACUCCACCUAUGGAGGAGCUGGAUGCACCAGACUGGGUUGCCAGAAUUAAAAAUCUGAUGACUGAGACACCUACAUCCUACUCUCUAUUGGUGAUGUUCAAAGAUGUGAUUUAUGCUGUGCGUGACCCGUAUGGUAAUCGGCCCAUGUGCAUUGGACGCCUCGUGCCCAUUUCUCAGCUUCAUCGUGGAGAUGCAGCAGAGGACGACACUGAGGGCUGGGUUGUGUCGUCAGAGUCCUGCAGCUUUCAGUCCAUCGGUGCCAAGUAUUACAGAGAAGUCCUACCAGGAGAGAUAGUCCAGAUAUCCAAACGUGGUGUUAAAUCUCUGACCAUUGUUCCUCGACCCGAGGGAGACCCUCCUGCCUUCUGUAUAUUUGAAUAUGUUUACUUUGCCAGACCAGACUCAAUUUUUGAAGGGCAGAUGGUCUACACCGUCAGGCAGCGCUGUGGUCGCCAGUUGGCCAUUGAAGCACCAACAGAUGCUGAUGUGGUCAGUACUGUACCAGAGUCCGCAACCCCUGCUGCGUUGGGAUACGCCCAGCAGUCUGGGCUGCCAUACAUCGAGGUUUUGUGUAAGAACCGCUAUGUUGGGAGAACAUUUAUUCAGCCAAACACUCGUUUGAGGCAGUUGGGUGUUGCCAAGAAGUUUGGGGCUUUGACAGACAACUUUGCUGGGAAACGAGUUGUAUUAAUUGAUGACUCCAUUGUCAGAGGAAACACCAUCUCUCCCAUCAUAAAACUGCUGAAGGAAGCUAGUGCAACAGAGGUCCACAUCAGAGUUGCGUCUCCACCCAUCAAGUUUCCUUGUUACAUGGGCAUAAACAUUCCAACCAAGGAAGAGCUCAUUGCCAACAAGCCAGAGUUUGAGGACAUCGCUGGAUACAUUGGUGCUGACAGUGUUCAGUAUCUGACGGUGGAAGGUCUCGUAGCAGCCGUCCAGGGAGGAAUCAGUUCGUGGCAGGAGACAAAGACAAUAAGCUCCAGUCAUACAUUCAAGAAGAAAGUGGGCCACUGUACUGCCUGUCUGACAGGGAAAUACCCAGUGGAGCUAGAGUGGUGAAAGCCCAACUGCAGUCAGUCACUGUUGUAAAUUUAUUACAAACUGUCCUGUUAUCAGUUAUAGUUGAUACUGGUUCAUGCAGUACAGAAGAAUACUACCGGAUUUACAUCCUAGAAAUACUGUCUAAGGUAAAAGAUUGCCAGCGUGCACACUGUGCAUUUGCACAGAGCAGUGGUAGGCAUCAAGUGUCCUGAUAGAAUGCAAAUUUAAUUUCACUAGCCUGGUGGGCUCGCACAGAAAUGUGAAUAUCAUAGCAUGUAAUGGUCCAAAAUCUUCAUCUUUGGACUUUCAGUAGCCACUCUUUAUUAGUUUCCCAUUUCAGUGUUAAAAUCCAUUCCAUCCGAUUUUUGUAGAGACCCAAGAGCAACAGCCAGAAUCUUCUAAAGUUACAACCAAUGGACAUGUCACUUUUAUUUAAAUAAACACUGAGCAAAAAUAUAUGCAGUCUGAGAUUUGGGACCAUUUUCUUUAAUCGCAUGAACAGGCGUGUGUACUGUUUAACAAGAAACUGCAGACAUUCCACCCUCCUGUUCAAAGAGAGCCAA
This is a messenger RNA of Thalassophryne amazonica, 2445 nucleotides long. RefSeq names its product phosphoribosyl pyrophosphate amidotransferase (gene ppat). The coding region runs from base 371 to 1900 and encodes 509 amino acids. Gene Ontology annotation, molecular function: amidophosphoribosyltransferase activity. The transcript has 11 exons. Gene Ontology annotation, biological process: purine nucleobase biosynthetic process; purine nucleotide biosynthetic process. The record is from RefSeq and is a predicted model, not a curated record. Lineage: Eukaryota; Metazoa; Chordata; Actinopteri; Batrachoidiformes; Batrachoididae.